Molecule: messenger RNA, 629 nt
Organism: Lycium barbarum (goji berry)
Lineage: Eukaryota; Viridiplantae; Streptophyta; Magnoliopsida; Solanales; Solanaceae
Product: CSC1-like protein At1g62320
Exons: 4
Coding region: 1-438 (145 amino acids)
Cellular component (GO): plasma membrane
Molecular function (GO): calcium-activated cation channel activity
Source: RefSeq, a predicted model, not a curated record
AUGGAGGAAUAUAAUGACAUGAAUUUAGAAGGUGAAGAACAUGGUGUUAUUGAGAGUUCGAUGCAGGAGGGGCAGAACAUGAGUUUACCAUAUAUUGUAUACAAUGCCAACAAGUUGACAAAGCUAGUCAAUGAGAAGAAGAAAAAGCAGAAUUGGCUUGACUAUUAUCAACUCAAGUAUACUAGAAAUCAGUCCAAAAGGCCAACAUCAAAGACUGGUUUUCUGGGCUUAUGCGGCAAGACCGUUGAUGCGAUUGAUUUCAAUACUUCUGAAAUUGAAAAGCUCUCAAAAAAAAUAUCUGAUGAGAGAAUGAAUAUUAUUGGGAGCACCAAGUAUAUUAUGCCAGCAGCAUUUGUUUCUUUUAGAACAAGAUGGGCAGCUGCGGUUUGUGCACAAACACAACAAGCCAGAAAUCCAACAGUGUGGUUAACUGAGUAGGCUCCCGAGCCCCGUGAUGUCUACUGGGAUAAUUUGGCAAUUCCUUAUGUUUCACUGUCAAUCAGGAGGCUUAUUGCUGCUGUGGCAUUUUUCUUCCUUACCUUCUUUUUCAUGAUCCCGAUUGCAUUUGUACAGUCCCUUGCUAAUAUAGAGGGAAUAGAGAAAGCAUUACCUUUCUUGAAAUCCUUAAU